Molecule: messenger RNA, 1551 nt
Organism: Clonostachys rhizophaga
Lineage: Eukaryota; Fungi; Ascomycota; Sordariomycetes; Hypocreales; Bionectriaceae
Source: the annotation of a GenBank genome assembly
AUGGGUUCGUUAAUCCCCGAUUCCCUUGUUAAGGCCCAUUUGGGUUCGAAGCGUCACAGUCCUGACCUCGAGGAUGGCGUAGACGAGCCAGCCUCUAAGCGAAGCCGGUCCUCUGUAAUCACAGAUGAGAAUGAACACGGCAAAGAGAGCCUCGAGACCAUUGCCACUGCCUACACCCAAGCGCCAGAGCCCGAUUCCACGGAUCAUCUCACACAUGACGGCCAGGGCUCUACCAGCAGCGUCCCGAGUGCUCCAGAUAGACUCGGAAACGACGCUGACGACACAGUAUCAGAGAAGUCUGCCGCCCCAGACUCGACCCCCGAGAAGAGUAUCGACAGCGUCGUCGAUACCGACGCGCCAAAGGCUAGUCCAUCCGGCCAGCCCACUCUCAGCAGCCAGGACCCUGCCCUCUCCAUCCCAGAUCCUACUGCCGUACCUGGCAACGGAGUUGACGAUGCGGCAACCUUCAAACCUGCCGUCUCGGGCUCAAUUCCCGAAGCGAGCGCCGAUAAUGCUUCCAACAACCUAGUAGGCCUUGCUUCCAAGAUUGACCCUGCUGCUUCCACCACUUCCCUCCCGAUUGGCGUCGAGGAUGCCCAGUGUGGUGCAUAUAUCUUCUCUAAACCUUUGGAUAAACCUUGGGACUAUGACUCGAUUAACGGUUGCGAGUGCGGAGAAAUGCUAUACGAUUGGUGGGGAGAUCUUCGCGCUUUCGUCAGGCGGUUUGUCUACAACACCCUUCCGUCAGUCUACUCUUGGGAUAGGCUACCUGGUGUGUGGCAAGAUGAGAUCAGUGAAUGGGCGACGAAUGCGCCUAAUCAUUUCAACUCCAGCAAUAAAAAUGUUGUUGAGAAUAUCUUCAUUGCUUGGAUUUUCCGCAUCCUCUAUGAACGCGUCUUCUCGGGAGCGGACCCAGAUAAGUGGAAUGGAGAGUUGUGGCAAUCAUUUGGCAAAAUACAGGCCUCUGCUCGAGAGCUUGUUACCGACUCCGAUGACAAAUACAACCCCUUGUACCAUCACUGGCGCAAUCUCACUGCUCGAGUAGUACAUCGACAGAAUCCCGAACAGAGACACUUUGAUACUUGUUGGCUACGAAGCCAAAUAGAGAAGCGUGUUCUCAGUAUCCAGACUGAAUACCUCGAAACCAAUCCCCACCCAGAGCUUGAUAUGACGGUCCUCGAAUUCCUAGACGGUAGUUACAUGACCUUGAUCGAUGCAGUGAUGCGUAUGGAUAUGGUCAUGAUUGUAACUCGCUGGCACAUAAGAAUGGAGAUGUCCCACCCAGAUACGGGUCAAGUCCACGGAUUCCGUCCGGAAGAGAAUCGAAUGGAUAUUACAGUCACUGAGCUCGGAGCAGAGCCGGGGCUUGUCGACUACGUCAUGGUCCCUGCGCUUGUAGUUCACGGAUGGACAACUGGAGGCUUCCCACAAGCGGGAACAGAAUCCGUCAUCUAUCCUCUCGGUUACGAUUAUUGGUACAAAGCUCAUAUGUACAGCACACCAAUGGAAGUUGUCUGUCCGGAGAAGCUGGAGGAACGGGGCCAGAACUAG